Ahaetulla prasina is the source of this 2678-nucleotide messenger RNA. It is a transcript of the gene OGFOD1, whose product is annotated as 2-oxoglutarate and iron dependent oxygenase domain containing 1. The coding region runs from base 39 to 1640 and encodes 533 amino acids. The record is from RefSeq and is a predicted model, not a curated record. The transcript is spliced from 13 exons. Gene Ontology annotation, molecular function: iron ion binding; peptidyl-proline dioxygenase activity; L-ascorbic acid binding. Lineage: Eukaryota; Metazoa; Chordata; Lepidosauria; Squamata; Colubridae. Gene Ontology annotation, cellular component: cytoplasm. Gene Ontology annotation, biological process: regulation of translational termination; peptidyl-proline hydroxylation.
AUCGUAGUUCUCCGCUGGAACACGUGCGAAGGGGAAACAUGAACAGGAAGACGAAGCGGCGGCCGCCCCUGGCGGGAUAUUCGUCUCCGCCGCUGCCGGGGAAAGCCGCCAAGAAGCGCGUGAAGCGGCAGAUCUGCGUGGAGUUCUCUGCCGCUUUGAAGGAGCCGGCCUUGAAAGAGAAAGUGGCUGCCGCUUGGGCCAGCCAGGAGCCGCUUGAGGAUGACGCAGUCAUUCUGGAUCCUGCUCCUUUCCCCCACUGUGUUAUCCCAGGGUUCAUCCCCAACGAGGACUUCCUGGAGGGUCUGCAGAGGGAACUCCUGAGCCUAGAUUUCCAUGAAAAGUGUAAUGAUCUGUACAAGUUCAAACAGUCAGAUGACCUAAAGAAGAGAGGAGGGACCCACGUAGCAGCAUUAAGAAAAAUUCUUUUUGAAGAAUUCCGGUCUUGGCUUUCUGACGUGAUCCAGGUAGAGCUGGAACCAACCAUUGAUCUGUCUUGUGCUAAAUAUGAAUAUACAGAUACCCUGCUGUGUCAUGAUGAUGAGUUGGAAGGGCGGCGAAUCGCAUUCAUCCUUUAUCUUGUACCCCCCUGGCAUAAGCACGAUGGGGGCACUUUGGAUCUCUUCUGUACAGAUGAUCAUUUCCAACCUUUGCAGAUCGUCAAGUCUUUGGUCCCUUCCUGGAACUCGCUCGCUUUCUUUGAAGUAUCACCAGUCUCCUUCCACCAGGUGUCUGAAGUCGUUUCCAAAGAGAAGUGCCGCUUGUCGGUGAGCGGCUGGUUUCAUGGUCCCUCGGUUGAAAGGCCACCACGUCAUAUCGAGCCACGGAUUCCACGAAGCCCCCACAUCCCUCGGGAUCAUGAAAUCUUGUAUGAUUGGAUCAAUCCAGUUUAUUUGGACAUGGAUUCCCAAGCACAGAUCCAGGAAGAAUUUGAAGAUCGAUCUGAGAUCUUGCUGAAAGACUUUCUCAAGAGAGACAAGUACCAGCUGGUUUGCGAAGCUUUGAAGGUGGAAGGACUCACCUGGAGCAGUAGAGGGCCUCCCAACAAAAGGCAUUACGAGAAAGCAGAGGAGAAAAGCUUGCCGGCCACUUUAAAAGAGUGUUUGGAGCUCUUCCGGUCCGAGGCCUUCUUCUUGCUCCUUUCUAAUUUCACGGGCCUGAAACUGCAUUUUCUAGCCCCAGAGGAGGAAGAGGAAGGAGGAGGGGAGUCUUCUGAAAGCUCACAAGGACCCAGUGGUCAAGAGGAAGCUGGCAACACAGACUGUACAGAGGCACCAGGGAACAUCUCCGAUAAUGACGACAGCCAAGAGAACGGGGUCCCUCUUUGCGCUGGAGAACUGAGACGCUGGAGAAAAGGAUGUUACACACUAAUCCACGAUGCCCAAAGAGCAGAGUUUGCCCUGGAUCUGCUGCUCUUCUGUGGGGGUGAAGAUUGGGACGUCGAAUCGGGAGGCUUCACUUCAUACAUUGCAAAAGGUGAAGAUGAAGAGCUGCUGAUGGUUAAUCCAGAGGCCAAUUGCUUGGCUUUAGUUUACAGAGAUCGAGAGACACUGAAAUUUGUGAAGUACAUUAAUCGGCGUAGUUUGGAGCAGACGCCUGAUCCAAAAGAAUUCUGGGACUUCUCCUUUGUUUACUAUGAAUGAGAGAUGGUGCCAGCCAAUGAAGGCAAGCCAUUUCUCUUCGUUAAAUACUCAAAAGGACAGGGGGGGGUUUUCUUACAAAGAAAGAUCCUGUUGCGCAAUCUGCUUUUACUCUGAUGCUCCUGCAAAGCACCCCUCCUUUCUCUGGGGCCCUUUUGGAAAUUUAACCAUGGUCUGAAGUGCUGGGGGGAGAGGGACGGACACAAAGCUUCCACAUGUUAGCAAUGCAAAUACCAUGUUGUUUGGACUGAGGUCAGGAUUUUGGUUAUGGCUCCUCCUAAGCAGUCUUAGGGGACGUGGUGGCUCAGUGGCUAAGACGCUGAGCUUGUCGAUCAAAAGGUCGCCAGUUCAGUGGUUCGAAUCCCUAGUGCCGCAUAACGGGGUGAGCUUCCAUGACUUGUCCCAGCUUCUGCCAACCUAGCAGUUCGAAAGCACGUAAAAAAGGCAUGUAGAAAAAUAGAGACCACCUUUGGUGGGAAGAGAACAGUGUUCCGUGCGCCUUUGGCGUUGAGUCAUGCCAGCCACAUGACCACGGAGACGUCUUCGGACAGCGCUGGCUCUUCGGCUUUGAAACGGAGAUGAGCACCGCCCCCUAGAGUCAGGAAUGACUAGCACAUAUGCGCAAGGGGAACCUUUACCUUAUGCAGCCUCAGAAAAACACAACCCAGUAACCUGGAAGAAGCCAAGAUUCGCUGUAUUCUUCAAAACUCACCACUUCUUACAGACAGCCGAAAAAGGGUAUUUCCAUUUGGUCUAAUUAUGUGGUAUUUUGCAGCUUGGGUUAAUAAUCGUGGAAAAUUGUUAUGGUUUGUUGAGUAAGCCUCUACUGGUUGGAUUCAUGGAGGUUGUUAAACCGUAAAUCAAGCCAGUCUUUGAAAUGUGUAAGCCUAGACAGAUUACUUACUGUCAGCUGUACCAAAGGGAGAAUCCUAACUCAAUUAUAAUAGUUGCAACCAGCUUAAAAGGCAGUAACCCUUUUCAAACUUUAUUCAUAAUCAAGACCUCACAUUAAUUUAUAAUAAUAAAAAAGGUUUGGCAUUA